AGGCCCCAGCAGCCGCCGCCUCCCCCUCCAUGGCCGCCGCUCUCGCCGGCUGCAUUGUGGGAAGCUGACCUCACUCGCUGCUGCCGCCGCCCCGCCGGCUCCGGCACUCGCCGCCAUGGGGGCCGUGACCGACGAUGAAGUUAUCCGCAAGCGGCUGCUGAUCGAUGGCGAUGGAGCUGGCGACGACAGGCGGAUCAAUUUGUUGGUGAAGAGUUUCAUUAAGUGGUGUAAUUCCGGAUCUCAGGAGGAAGGAUACAGCCAGUACCAACGGAUGCUGAGUACUUUAUCACAGUGUGAAUUUUCAAUGGGAAAGACUCUGCUGGUGUAUGACAUGAACCUGAGAGAGAUGGAAAAUUAUGAAAAAAUCUAUAAGGAUAUAGAAAAUAGUAUAGCUGCAGCCCAUGAGAAGAUCUCUGAAUGCAAAAAACAAAUCCUGCAAGCAAAAAGGAUUCGAAAAAAUCGCCAGGAAUAUGAUGCAUUGGCCAAAGUCAUACAGCAUCACCCAGACAGACAUGAAACACUGAAGCAGCUAGAAGCUUUGGGAAAAGAGCUGCAAAAUCUUUCUCACAUUAAAGAAAACGUUGAAGAUAAGUUGGAGCUGAGAAGGAAGCAGUUCCAUGUUCUCCUGAGCACCAUCCAUGAACUUCAGCAAACCCUGGAGAAUGAUGAAAAACUUUCAGAAGCUGAGGAAUCACAAGAAACUCAGAUGGAAGCAGAGGCCAAGCAGUAGAUGUCAUAUGAAGACUGAAUUACUACUCAAGAAAAUCCAAGUAUCUUCACUUUCUGUUGAAAUCAACAGUAAGAGAGAGGAAGCUGGAAAUAGUUUUCUACUGCUUCUGUGAAUUUUUAUACAAAAGUACGUGUUUUGCAUAUGUUUCAGGGGAAAAGAGUUGCAGAUAUUUGCAGGCAGGCACUCAGUGUUAAUCCACAAACUUUGUAAUUUGUGACAAAUAUACUUUGUUUCACAAAGGAUGAAGCUUUUACACCAUACUUGUGAACUGAGGUGUUUGUAAAACUUUGCCAAUAAAAGGUGUUUUCACAGA
This is a messenger RNA of Passer domesticus (house sparrow), 1043 nucleotides long. It is a transcript of the gene THOC7, whose product is annotated as THO complex subunit 7. The record is from RefSeq and is a predicted model, not a curated record. Gene Ontology annotation, cellular component: THO complex part of transcription export complex. Bases 116 to 730 code for a protein of 204 amino acids. The transcript is spliced from 8 exons. Gene Ontology annotation, biological process: mRNA processing; mRNA export from nucleus. Lineage: Eukaryota; Metazoa; Chordata; Aves; Passeriformes; Passeridae.